AUGAAUCAUCAAUAUAUACCAUCUCCAAUUUAUAGCGACCAAAACUCUGGUGUACACAAUGUAAAUAAAAGUCUUCACAAUUUAAAUAUAAAUAACGGGAAUAACAAUUAUAAUUAUAGCAAUAAUAAUUAUAAUAAUAAUAUAAAUAAUAAUAAUAAUAUAAAUAAUAAUAUAAAUAAUAAUAAUAAUAAUAAUAAUAAUAAUAAUAAUAAUAAUAUAAAUCAAUAUCAUCAAAAUCACUAUGAUCAAUAUAGUGAUAACAAUUGUAACAAUAGUAAUAGUAAUAAUAUAAAUAAUAAUAAUAAUAUAAAUAAUAAUAUAAAUAAUAAUAAUAUAAAUAAUAAUAAUAAUAAUAUAAAUAGUAAUAAUAAUAAUAAUAAUAAUAAUAAUAAUAAUAAUAAUAAUAAUUUGUUAAAGAUACCUCAAUUAAAUAUUUCACCAAAUGGCGUUGGUGGUGGUAAUGGAAUAUCAAAUGGUAAUGGUGUAAAUAAAAUAUUUUCAAAGUUGGAUUUAUCAAAAGUACCAAACUCUUAUCAGUUGGCACAUAAUAGUUCAAUGCCAAAUUCACCAACCUCUUCCAAUAUAUCACCAUCAACACCAACUUCAAUGGCUUUAAAUUUGUCAUCAUUAAAAUCGAUUUUAGAUUCUCCACCAGCAGCUCCUGCUCAUUCAGCUUCUUCAUCUCAUAAUAAUGAUCAUCGUACUUUAAAUAUAAAUGGAAAUCAUCAUAAUAAUAAUAAUAAUAUAAAUAAUAAUAUAAAUAAUAAUGUAAAUAAUAAUAUAAACAAUGGUAAUGGUAAUGGUAAUGGUAAUGGUAAUAAUAAUAAUAAUAAUAAUAUAGGUGUUAAUGGUAGUGGUAGUAGUAAUAGCUCAUCACCAUCGAUUGGGUUUAGUAUACCUUUAUUACAAUUGAAACAGAUUGGUAUUAAUAAUCAAACUUCACCAUCACAACAAUCACAACAACAACAACAACAACAACAACAACAACAACAAUCUCAACAUAAUGGUAUACCGUUAAUUAAUACAACUGAAAUUCAUCAAAGAUCAAAUCCAUCAAGUGCAACCAAUUCACCACGUGCUUUAUAUUAUGGUAAUGAAUCAUCUGUUGAGAAUUCACCAUUUACAACACCACUUUCAUCACCACGUGGUCCAAUUUCACCAAGAGCAACAAUUAAUUCAUCAAUGUCAAAUUUACAAUCAAAUAUUAGAGUUGAAGAACAAUGGAAAAAGAUUGAAUACUAUGUCAAUGAUUUAAGUCAUUUCAUCUAUGAAUCAAUUCGUAAUAAAGAUUAUUCAAAUUUAUCAGAACUAAAAGAAAAAAUUGAUGAAGUUGUUAAUACUUCAAAAGAAAUUGAAAUUAUUCAUAGUAUUGCUAAAUCAUUACCACCACAAACAAGAGCAAGAAAGAAGAGAUCAACCAAAGCAGAAAAAUUACAAAAAGAUCUUAUUGGUAUUAAAAGAUCAUAUGUAACUACUCCAAAGAGUAAAGGAACUUAUUGUAUAUUCUGUGGUACUAUGGAAACUCCAGAAUGGAGAAAAGGUCCAGGUGGCCAUAAAACAUUAUGUAAUGCAUGUGGUUUACAUUAUGCUAAAAAUAUUAAAAAAGAGAAUCAAAAUAAUGGUGGUUCUCCAAAUCCUCAACAAAACAAUGUAACUACAACAACAACUACCACCACUUCAACAUCUACCAAUUCACCAAAUUCAAAUGGAAAUAACUUUUCUCCUGAAAGUGCAAUGAGUGUUUCAAAAUUAAUUAGCGAUUAA
Messenger RNA from Dictyostelium discoideum AX4, 1764 nucleotides. RefSeq lists its product as hypothetical. Gene Ontology annotation, molecular function: zinc ion binding; sequence-specific DNA binding. The transcript is spliced from 3 exons. NCBI's taxonomy places the organism in Eukaryota, Evosea, Eumycetozoa, Dictyosteliales, Dictyosteliaceae. Gene Ontology annotation, biological process: regulation of DNA-templated transcription. The coding region runs from base 1 to 1764 and encodes 587 amino acids. The record is from RefSeq and is a predicted model, not a curated record.